This is a messenger RNA of Dimorphilus gyrociliatus, 1247 nucleotides long. The record is from the annotation of a GenBank genome assembly. Lineage: Eukaryota; Metazoa; Annelida; Polychaeta; Dinophilidae.
AAAAAAAUGAAGUUUUUCUUCAACUUUGUGAUAUUGUUGACUCUCUAUGUCCAGGUAAAAAGUGCAGAUAAUAUCAUAAUCAAUGAAUUGGACAUUGAUAAUGGAUGGAUUGAAUUGAAAAACCUAGACCCCAUAAACCCAUAUGAUUUUUCUGUUAAUGAAAUUCAUUUAAGAUCCUUUUUCGGUCCACAAAAUUCAGAUAUAGAAUCUUAUGUUCGACUACCUGGUGUUAUUGCUCCAAAUGGUUACAUCGUAUAUCAUUUCAAUACUAAUGAACGUCGAAAAAAAAGAAGUGCUGGUGGCAAUAUUAACUUUUCACUCGAAACUACUGGCAGCAGAUAUGUAAUGCUUUACAAAGACUACUAUGGUACAUUUAUUGAUGGUCUAGUAUUUAAAGUUACAGCUAGUGCAAAUGAAGAAUAUUUUUCACCUUUGGCAAAUGAAUGGGAUAACAAAUAUUUAAUGUAUGAAAGUGGUAAGAUUUUUGCAAGAAAUGGAGAAACUAAAAAUAGUCCAUCAGACUGGAAACUGGUAACAGUGGGAACACCUGAUGCUGAAAAUGGUGUAAGUGGUGAUCCGCAUUUUGUUCAAACUGUCUUUGAUGCCCACACCAACAAACCCCUCAAAAUAUGCUAUGAUGUCACUGGUGAAUCUGGAAAUGAAAUUUACAUUUUAGAAGAUAAAUUUACAGAUACAAAAGUAACUGGUGUUUUAUUGAAUGAUUAUUACAUGCAUUCAAUUAAAAUUUAUCAAGGACAUGGAUUAUACACUGUUAAUACCAAUGACAUAGAGUUGGAAAAUCAUAAUAAAAUGUCAUGGCAAAAUAUGUUUCAUUACAAAAAUGGCAAUAACUUGCUGGAAAUGUUUAUAAGAAAUGAAAAUAUUUUCAUAAUGAUAAAAAAUGAUAGAUUCAAUAAGCUUAGUAUGAUGAUUAAGAAAUAUAGUAAUCCUUUAGUGGGUAAAUAUUUGGAUGUUACCUUUGGUAAUUUGUUACCAACACGUGACAGAUUUAGUGGUUUAAUUGGACAUGUUGGAAAACAAUCAAUUGUCAUUCUUGAUUCAAUUCAAGAUAAUCAAUUUGCUAUGCUUAAAAUUAAUAAUGAAACAAAUUUUGUUGAAUUACAAAAGAGAAACAAUGUUGAAUGUUGGCUAAUCAAUUUUAAAAGUUUAAUCAUUCCAAAACAACCAAAACAUUUCAUACUCAAUUAAUUCUUUAAUAAUUACAAUAAAACAGUUAAAAAGGAAAG